Molecule: messenger RNA, 543 nt
Organism: Cyphellophora europaea CBS 101466
Lineage: Eukaryota; Fungi; Ascomycota; Eurotiomycetes; Chaetothyriales; Cyphellophoraceae
Exons: 2
Coding region: 1-543 (180 amino acids)
Molecular function (GO): fatty acyl-CoA hydrolase activity
Source: RefSeq, a predicted model, not a curated record
AUGGGACCUUCCAGCAGGCGGUAUGGACCCGAGUUCCUCGAGAUACCCGGAAUCAAAAACGAUUUCAGAAUUGCCGAUCCCAAAGCACGGAUAGCAGAAUACCUCAAGUUUUACCAACGGUCGGACAGUGCCUCUCACUUCGAGAGCGCCCUCAUGAGGGACAUUCAGAUCUUGAGUGCCACUGGCCCACCUAACACUACAUCAGUGUUCGAGCUCGAGAUGACGCCAACUUAUUGCAGUAGGAUGGGAAAUGCACAUGGAGGCGCUGUAUCUCUGAUAUUCGACAUGUGUACAUCCAUGUGUAUAGCUCCCGUCGCACGACAAGGGUUUUGGGAAUUUGGAGGUGUCUCGAGGACACUCAAUGUGACCUACAUGCGACCAGUGAGGCAAGGCAUCACUGUCUUGAUAGAGUGUGAGGUCUUGCAGGUCGGCAAGAGGCUUGCUAUGAUCCGAGGUCUGAUGAAGGACAAGGCGGAUGGGCGAGUGCUGUGUUCCUGUGAGCACGACAAGGCCAGCAUCGAGUUCCCUGAGACCAAGUUAUGA